GUACACUAUUUUAGAAUAACUCCCAUUCGUACCCACUUUUACUUUAUCACUUUGAGUGAGAAACAAACCAAAAAUCAGUUUUCGUUUGCUUAUGACUCACCUGGUCACUCGUACUCAACUCGUUCGACUCGCUCCUUUCAUUCAACGCUCCAAAUCAUCCUUCAGAACAACCACCCUUCCCCAAACCGUCACCUUACCCCAAUUCUCAACCACAACCGAUCUCAAACUCCGCCGAAAACACUCGCCGGCAAUGGAUGCACAGCCACCGGAAUCCCACACUCCCGCUGUCGAGGGAGAAGAAUUCGUCCACAUCCACGAUCUGAAAAUGGAGAGCUUGUCUGAUAGCAUGGUUCGAAUUGAUCAUUCCUCUGAUGCCGUCGAUGCAGCUUCGUCUGCUCCUGAAGAAGCCUCGGUGGAUGUAGAUCGCACCCCGGUUGCGCUCCCGGAGGAGCUCUCAAGAAAUGUGAUCAUGUUGUCGUGUGAGUCCUCCGCUGAGGGCGGUGUUUGUGAUGUUUACUUGGUCGGCACCGCUCAUGUCUCGGAGGAAUCAAGCAAAGAAGUUCAAGCUAUUGUCAGUUUACUGAAACCAGAGGCUGUCUUCCUUGAAUUGUGCUCGAGUCGUGUGUCAAUUCUUACCCUUCAAAAUCUUAAGGUACCUACUAUGGGAGAAAUGAUUGAAAGUUUGAAGAAAAAACAAAAUAUGUUUGGAGUAAUCUAUGGCUGGUUCCUAGCCAAGGUUGCCAGUAAGCUUGAGGUCUUUCCUGGCUCUGAGUUUCGUGUGGCAUAUGAAGAAGCAAUCAAGUAUGGUGGUAGGGUGAUUCUCGGCGACCGCCCUGUACAGAUUACAUUAAAGAGAACAUGGAGUAAGAUGCCACUUUGGUACAAGACAAAAUUGGUGUACUCUUUACUUUUCCAAGCAGUUUUUUUACCCAGCUCUGAUGAUCUUAAUAAGAUGCUAAAGGAAAUGGAUGACAGCGACAUGCUAACUCUUGUUAUUCAAGAAAUGAGUAAGGAGUUUCCAACUUUAAUGGAGACCCUUGUCCAUGAACGAGAUCAGUACAUGUCCUCCACAUUAUUAAAAGUGGCAAAUGAGAGUAGAUCAGUGGUUGCUGUUGUUGGAAAGGGGCAUCUUCAAGGAAUAAAGAAGAACUGGAAGCAACCUGUUGUGAUGAAGGAUCUCCUGACAGUUCCAUCUCCCAAACCGGCUAUCUCUGCUAUGAGAGUCUUAACAACUGUCGGUGUUGGCGUGGCUGGGGUGGCCAUAAUAUCGGGCAUAUAUCUUUCAUGCAAGAAAUGAGUCUAGAGACAUUGUCAUAAUUGUCAUUGGCAGGAACGUUUGUUAUAUGAAUUGAAAUAUAUACAUGUUGAGUCAAGUUAUACCAUCAACAAUAAAGUUGGUGCAAAAGUCAUUUAAUCCAUUUUAAUUUUUUAA
Vicia villosa (hairy vetch) is the source of this 1432-nucleotide messenger RNA. RefSeq lists its product as uncharacterized. Lineage: Eukaryota; Viridiplantae; Streptophyta; Magnoliopsida; Fabales; Fabaceae. The transcript is spliced from 9 exons. The record is from RefSeq and is a predicted model, not a curated record. Bases 92 to 1297 code for a protein of 401 amino acids.